Benincasa hispida (wax gourd) is the source of this 2945-nucleotide messenger RNA. It is a transcript of the gene CHX20, whose product is annotated as cation/H+ exchanger 20. Gene Ontology annotation, biological process: proton transmembrane transport; regulation of pH. Gene Ontology annotation, cellular component: endomembrane system; membrane. NCBI's taxonomy places the organism in Eukaryota, Viridiplantae, Streptophyta, Magnoliopsida, Cucurbitales, Cucurbitaceae. Gene Ontology annotation, molecular function: antiporter activity. The record is from RefSeq and is a predicted model, not a curated record.
ACAAACACCUAUGAGAGAGAGGGAGAUAAGAAAAGUCCAUUAUUUAAACAAUUUUCAGUUUCAAAUUUGUUCUAUAAAUAGUAUCUAAAUCAAUACCAUUCUCUUUGCCUCCCUUUUAUUAAUUAAUUCAUUCACUCAUUCCAAGAGAAUGACCAAAAAGAACUUAGUUCCUUCCUAAAUCCAACAAAAUUGACAAAGAUCAAAUCAUGAACAUGAACAACAUAACCUCCAUCAAAACUGCCUCCAAUGGCGUAUGGCAAGGUGAUAAUCCUCUCCAUUUCGCCUUCCCUCUCUUAAUCCUUCAAUCCGUUCUCAUCCUCAUCCUCACUCGUUUCCUCGCUCUCCUCCUCAAACCCCUCCGUCAACCCAAAGUCAUUGCCGAAAUCGUCGGUGGGAUUCUACUGGGUCCAUCUGCUUUUGGACGUAACAAAACUUACUUGCACCGAAUCUUUCCCCAGUGGAGCACUCCCAUUCUUGAAUCAGUUGCUAGUAUUGGUUUGUUGUUUUUCUUGUUUCUCGUUGGACUCGAGCUUGAUUUGGCCUCCAUCCGUCGUAGCGGUAAACGAGCAUUCGGAAUUGCCCUGGCGGGAAUCUCUGUACCGUUCUUUUCUGGUAUCGGUGUUGCCUUCAUCCUUCGUAAAACUGUCGACGGUGCUGACAAAGUCGGUUACGGUCAGUUCAUUGUAUUCAUGGGUGUCGCUCUCUCCAUCACUGCCUUUCCUGUUUUAGCCCGCAUUUUAGCCGAGCUGAAACUCCUCACUACCCAAGUCGGCGAAACAGCAAUGGCCGCAGCCGCGUUCAACGACGUUGCAGCUUGGAUCCUCCUCGCACUCGCCGUUGCCUUAGCCGGUAACGGCGGUGAAGGCGGAUCGGAAAAGAGUCCAUUGGUUUCCGUGUGGGUCUUACUUUCCGGAGCCGGGUUCGUGGUUUUCAUGAUGGUGGUCACUCGACCGGGAAUGAAAUGGGUGGCGCGGCGGUGCUCGUACGAGCACGACGCCGUGGACGAGGCUUAUAUCUGUUUGACAUUAGUCGGAGUGUUGGUAUCGGGAUUUGUGACGGAUUUGAUCGGAAUUCAUUCGAUUUUUGGGGGAUUUAUAUUUGGAUUGACGAUUCCGAAAGGGGGAAGAUUUGCUGAGAGAUUGAUUGAGAGAAUUGAAGAUUUCGUUUCAGGUCUUCUUCUUCCUCUGUAUUUUGCUUCCAGUGGGUUGAAGACGGAUGUGGCGAAGAUUAAAGGGGGGAAAGCUUGGGGAUUGCUGGCGCUGGUUAUAUCGACGGCGUGCGCCGGUAAGAUUCUGGCGACGUUUGUGGCGGCGAUGGUGUUUUUGAUACCGGCGAGGGAGGCGCUGGCGUUGGGGCUGCUUAUGAACACCAAAGGCUUGGUCGAACUCAUUGUGCUCAAUAUUGGGAAGGAGAAAAAGGUUUUGAACGACGAAGUAUUCGCCAUAUUAGUGUUAAUGGCAUUAUUUACGACAUUCAUCACCACCCCCACCGUGAUGGCGGUUUAUAAGCCAGCCCGUGGUGGCUCCACCCCACCUACCCAUCGUAAACUCCGCGACCUCUCUGCCGACGACACUAUCGACGACGAGCUCCGAAUCCUUGCCUGUGUCCACAGCUCCGGCAACGUGCCGUCGCUCAUCACCCUGACCGAGUCAACUCGCAGCACCAAAAAUUCCUCCCUCAAACUCUUCGUAAUGCACCUGGUUGAACUCACCGAGCGAUCCUCUUCCAUCAUGAUGGUCCAACGCGCCCGCAAAAACGGCUUCCCUUUCUUCGCCCGGUUCCGUAAGGCCAGCGAGUGGCGGGACCAAAUGGCUGCGGCCUUUCAGGCCUACAGCCAAUUGGGCCGAGUCAAGGUCCGGCCCACUACGGCCGUCUCUUCCCUAGCCACUAUGCAUGAGGAUAUUUGCCACGUGGCGGACGAUAAGAGGGUCACUAUGAUUAUCUUGCCGUUUCAUCGGAAUUGGAGGGCGUUUGGCGGCGGCGAUGUGGCGGAGGAGGAAGUGGAGGAGAAUGUGGGCCAUGGAUGGAGAGUUGUGAACCAACGGGUUUUGAAGAAUUCGCCUUGCUCUGUGGCGGUUCUUGUGGACCGUGGAUUUGGGGCCGCUGCGGCCCAGACGCCUGGGCCUGGGCCCAUGGUUGGUGUGGGCCGAAGGAUUUGUGUUCUGUUUUUUGGUGGGCCUGAUGAUCGGGAGGCGCUGGAGUUAGGUGGCCGGAUGGCGGAGCAUCCGGUGGUGAAGGUAACGGUAGUCAGGUUUCGGCCGUCGUCAGCGGAUGGGAUGGAGGGUAGUAAUGUCAUUUUGCGUCCCAUGCAUUCGAAAUCUGGCGAUAACCAUUAUAGCUUCACCACCACUCCAAUCAACCGGGAAAAAGAAAAGGAGCUAGAUGAUGCAGCAUUGGCAGAAUUCAGAAGCAAAUGGGAAGCAACAGUUGAGUACAAAGAGAAGGAGGUGAGCAACAUGAACAUGAUAGUUGAAGGGGUGAUGGCCCUCGGAAAGGAAUGCGGUUACGACCUAAUCGUCGUGGGGAAGGGUCGGGUUCCCUCAAGUAUGGUAGCGAAACUAGCGGACCGACCCGUGGAGCAUGCCGAGUUGGGGCCAGUAGGGGAUUUAUUGGCCAGCUCAGGCAAGGGAAUCGUAUCUUCAAUAUUGAUAAUUCAACAACAUGGAGGAGGUGCUCAUGUAGAAGAAACUCCAGUUUUGAAGAUAGCACAAUCCAAUAAGAAUGAGCUGCCUUUGUCAACUGAUGGAGCUUCAACUGAUCAUGUAUAAAAUCAUAGGUAUCUUCAACUUUGUUACAUAGUUCAAUUGGUACAUUAUAGUUGCUAGUUUAUUGUAUCAAUUCACUCAUUUCAUAGAAAUUAUAGCAUAUUAUUAUUACAAUCCUAGUUGAACAUGUAAUUUGAUGUUUCCCGUACAUUAAAUGAUUAUACCAUGAAAUUCAUCAAA